GUUGCUAAGUUUGAGCCAUGCUAGAGGCCGGGCCAACGUGACCAGAUAGUAGGCUAUGCAUGAAAAUUUACCCAUUUGGUGACUACACGCGUUUGUCAUCAAUUUCUGGUGUCCCCAGCGGCAACGUCACGGGAUUGGAGAGAGCGACAGCGAGUGGGAGAGCGUCAGGACUCAAAUACUGAGGCAUGUUCAUCGAGAUAGUCAGAUCCGACUUUCGGACAGAGCACACUGCACUCGCAUGUCUCGCUGUGACGGUAACGGGACAGGGAAUAACGGCGCAACAUAGGCUACUACUUCUCAAUAACAGAACAGAGUUUUUGUCAAAGGCUGAAGGGUUGACAAUACGACAGAAUUAAUCAGAAAUGUCCACCGGCAAUACCACUACUCCUUCGCUCAGAUCCGAUCAGCUCACGAUCAUCGUUGCUUCGUUUUCUUCCAUCGUGUUCUUCGUGGUGGUGGUGGUGCUGUUGGCGAUUGUCUACAGGAAGGACCCGCUGUGCUGCAGGGCCCGAUCCUACCAGGCCUCACAUGGAGAUAUGGAAGUCCCUCCUCAGUACUACAGCAGCAGGCAGACCUUAGUGGGCUCCCCCUGUCUGGAACACACUCACAGCAUCAUGGGGGACAACGCGCCGCCAGGCCAGCUGUUCUAUGUGGGCCUGCCCUCCAGCUACCGGCUGCCUCCCCUGGAGGACUCUCUCCCUCGCCUGCCGUCCUACGAGAGUGUGAGGAAGAAGGAUCGGCAGAGACACAUCCACAUGAUGAUAGCGGACCGCUUUGGACUCAACUCCUCUGGCAUCACUGAGGCCCCUCCCACCUACGAGGAGAGCAUCCGCCAGUCCAUGGAGGCUUCCUACGAUGUGGAAGCCGCCACCCCCCCCCCAGAAGACCCAGACACGGAGCCUGACGCCCUGCCCGGCAGGCCCACGCUGACCCCCUCGCCCCAUGACGGCCCUCUCCCUGUAUGAAUACAGGGCCUGGGUUCAUGACAUCAGGCCAAUGACUUUGGGUGCAUUUGAUUCGGUUCAUAGUUGACCACUUGUACAAGUGAUCCAUUGGUUUAUUUGCACUGGGUGAGUUCAAUCAGGGCAGCUGUGUUUUCGACUGUAUUUGGAGACAGUGAUUGGCCCAGGUAGUACAUGGAAACUACACUGCCCUACACCCUCCUGCCUGUGUAUCUGUCUAUCAGUCUGCCUGCCUGCCUGCCUGCCUGUCUGUCUGUCUGUCUGCCUGUCUGUCUCCCUGCCUGCCUGCCUGUCUGUCUGUCUGUCUGCCUGUCUGUCUGCCUGUCUGCCUGUCUGCCUGUCUGUCUGCCUGUCUGCCUGUCUGUCUGUCUGCCUGUCUGUCUGCCUGUCUGCCUGUCUGUCUGUCUGUCUGCCUGUCUGCCUGUCUGUCUGUCUGCCUGUCUGUCUGCCUGUCUGCCUGUCUGCCUGUCUGUCUGCCUGUCUGCCUGUCUGUCUGUCUGCCUGUCUGUCUGCCUGUCUGCCUGUCUGUCUGUCUGUCUGUCUGUCUGCCUGUCUGCCUGUCUGCCUGUCUGUCUGUCUGUCUGUCUGUCUGCCUGUCUGUCUGUCUGUCUGCCUGUCUGCCUGUCUGCCUGUCUGUCUGUCUGCCUGUCUGUCUGUCUGCCUGUCUGCCUGUCUGCCUGUCUGUCUGUCUCCCUGCCUGCCUGCCUGCCUGUCUGCCUGUCUGUCUGUCUGCCUGUCUGCCUGUCUGCCUGUCUGCCUGUCUGCCUGUCUGUCUGCCUGUCUGUCUGCCUGUCUGUCUGUCUGUCUGCCUGUCUGUCUGUCUGUCUGCCUGUCUGCCUGUCUGUCUGCCUGUCUGUCUGUCUGUCUGUCUGUCUGCCUGUCUGCCUGUCUGCCUGUCUGUCUGCCUGUCUGUCUGUCUGUCUGCCUGUCUGUCUCCCUGAGGUGGCUGGUCCACCUACUUAAUGAAUGUUGUUUUUAUUUUUAUUUUUUAACGUUUGUCAGAUCUUGAACUGCAUUCCUCGAGAAACAGAAAAAUCAACAGUUGAUUUAGAAAUGUAUGUUUGUGUCUAUCAAGAGUGGUUCUACUCUUUCCGUGCCAAAAAUUUGCCUCCAGGUUCCUCCAGGCAGCUGAAUCUGUCCUCCAGGCAGCUGAAUCUGUGAUCAGAUCUGAGCUGCCUACUGUGUAGAACAGAAAUACUAACAGAUUUAAUGUAUGUCACGACUUGUGACAUACAUUGAUGGCUUCUGAUGGCUUCUGUAAACCAGGCACACACAUUAAGUUCUCAGUUACAGUUACAUGUAAAUAAAACGUCUUGUUGGUUGUAAACCCAUUUUUCCAGACAGUUUAUUGUCUCUCAACAGCAAGACAUGAGGGAAGAACAUGCCAGACCUUGAGAGGCAGAUCUCUGCCAUCUGCUGGACACUUAGGGAAGAG
Molecule: messenger RNA, 2397 nt
Organism: Osmerus eperlanus (European smelt)
Lineage: Eukaryota; Metazoa; Chordata; Actinopteri; Osmeriformes; Osmeridae
Exons: 5
Coding region: 363-965 (200 amino acids)
Source: RefSeq, a predicted model, not a curated record